Messenger RNA from Eublepharis macularius, 609 nucleotides. It is a transcript of the gene CARD16, whose product is annotated as caspase recruitment domain family member 16. The coding region runs from base 101 to 466 and encodes 121 amino acids. Gene Ontology annotation, biological process: regulation of apoptotic process; proteolysis. The record is from RefSeq and is a predicted model, not a curated record. Lineage: Eukaryota; Metazoa; Chordata; Lepidosauria; Squamata; Eublepharidae. The transcript is spliced from 4 exons. Gene Ontology annotation, molecular function: cysteine-type endopeptidase activity.
AAGAAUGUUUUACUUUCACAAUCGGCAGCCACCACGUUGAACCGUGCUGGGGAACCCCGCUGGGAUUUUUUGCCAGGAGGAUCGUGGCUUCUAAGGGGACAUGGCGGACACAAAAUUGAGAGAAGUGCGAACGCAGUUUGUGGCGAAGGUGAACAAAGCUGUCAUCUACGGAGUCUUGGAUGACCUGCAAGAAGAACAGGUCUUGAACGAGGCAGAGACGGAAGAGGUGAAGCAGCAAUCUACUCUGACGCAGGAACAGGCCAGAAUGUUGAUCGACGGCGUCAGGAGGAAAGGCCCCAGUGCCAGCCUCAUUGCCAUCAAGUGCCUCUGCUCCCGAGAUGCCUUCCUGGCUGAAGAGCUGGGCCUGAAAGCUUUCUUGGCAGAGCCACAAGGCCACCAAACAAAGAUUCUCCCUGAGCCCCUCCUUCACAUUCAGAAGAAUGCACCCACCAUGAUGCAUGAUUAAGAACAGAGCUGGAAGGAAACCUAAGGUAGUCCUGCUGCACUCCUGAAAGACCCUGGCUGAGAGAAUCUCUGAAGGCUUCCAGUUAUUUCAUGUUGGGAAUUAAUUUUGUUUUUGUAUAAUGCUGAAUAAAAGUCUAACAACUA